Messenger RNA from Culex quinquefasciatus (southern house mosquito), 2254 nucleotides. RefSeq names its product kinesin-related protein 4-like. The transcript is spliced from 2 exons. The record is from RefSeq and is a predicted model, not a curated record. Lineage: Eukaryota; Metazoa; Arthropoda; Insecta; Diptera; Culicidae. Bases 208 to 1413 code for a protein of 401 amino acids.
UUCGAAUGCAUUCUAAUGCAUUUUACACAUUCGAUGGGAAUUCAGUGGACAUUCAGUGUACAUUUUUUCCCAUGCAUUUUAUUUUACAAAUUGCACCUAAUUUACAUUUAAUGCACGUAAAAUGCUUAUUCGAUGCACAUUUAUUCCUAAUUGGUUCCAUUUUCUUUUCCUUCCAGAUUGAUAUUGAGCAGUGUCUAGUAUCACAGGAUGGAUAAACGAGAAAUAGUCGACCGUUUUUGGCAGCGCAUGGGCAAGCUGAUUGGCAUCAUUCCUUGGCGCGUUAUCAGCAUCAUGGACUUGCUCGAGCUGUCUGGUUCGGAUGCGCUGGCCGAGGUGAAGGACUGGGGUACGGCGAUCAAUGCAACCAUCCAGACUGAAGGUCAAGCAAUUUACGAUGAGGGUAUCGAGCGAAAGACUGUAACGGUCUCUAAAUUUGACAUUUUUGGACGUCAUGCAACUAGUUUGGAUAAAUUUGAGCUAACGGCUGGAGAGAAGUCCACCAUUCAACGAAUAGCCAAAUCAGUCCAAGAGAAUGGGAUCUUACGCUUCAUACAUGGCAACGAGGCUAAUCACGAGGCUGGGCAAGAACAAAUCCCCGAGGUCGAUGAUAUUGUUGCACCCAUUGUAACACCAGGUGAAAUACAAAAAUCACUUAUAAAACGUUUGGCUACCUAUUAUGGAACUCGUCCUGGCACUGGCAUCAAAAUGGACGAUUUCAAUAACUUAGCCGUGCGCAUAACAGAACAAGCCCCCAACAGGGUGGCAGUCAAAGCUGAUUGCGUUUUGAAAUGUGGAAGGUCGGUUGUAUGCAUUCAAACCGGACGUACAUGGGCUGUGUCCAACUACGUCCAGCAUAUAACCAGGGUGCAUCAGGUUCGCAAAUCUGACUGUAUUGCACACCACACUCGAAGUCGUCGGAAUCGUUCAAAUCGAAACCGACGCAAUACAAGGGUUGAUGAUUUUACAGCUGCCUUUCGAAAUUACGCUGAAAGUGACGGCUCCGACGAAUCCUAUGCUCCCGAAGAAGCAAACUCGAUCAGCUCAACCGGAAGUUAUACUACCGUAGAAGAGCACGAGUUGGAGAAUCUCGACACCACUCACGAUCGAGACGAGGACGACGACGACCAGGACGACGACGACCAGGACGACGACGACCAGGACGACGCCGACCAGGCCGACGCCGACCAGGACAACGAUGACGACCAGAACAUCGAGGGUGAGGCAGCCAAAGACACCGAGGCAUCCAGUGAACAAACUGUCAGAUCGCCCGAAACCACAGUGCAACCUGUUGUCACUGCACAGCCUGAUGGGCCCAAGGGAAGAAAGAGGGGACCAAAAGUAGCUAGCAUCAUUGAACAGUUCUCACCUCAACCAGAAUGCAGCUACCGUUCAAGACAAAGUUCGGGAAACUAGAAGCGCGGAGCAGCGAGGCCAACUGCUCCGUGUCGUCUAACAGGGCUGCAUAUCCAAUGCUUCAGCAUUAUCGAACAAUUGCUAAAAGCAAGCCCAACACGAACGUCGUGGUGUACGUUACACGGAUGAGGAAAAGGAUAUUGGACUGUAUAACUACAUGAUGGCUGGCAAGAGGUACCACAAAUUCCUUGUUGGGAACUUGCCCGUCAUCAGCCGAAGCACUCUAUCAAGGCACUUGAAGGCUAGCACAAAGUGUAUAGAUGAAGGCCAAAUCGAUGUAGCGGGUUUGAAGCAGUACUUACUUCAAAACGGUUAUCCGUUGGAAGUUAUGCUGUCAGAGGAUGGAACCAGAGUUAUGCAGCAAGUGCAGUAUGAUUCUAGAUCAAACACGAUAACUGGAUGUGUUGCACCACUGGACAAGACUGGACUGCCGACGCAAGCCUACUUCAACGCGUCAAAUGCCAAUGAGGUGGUCGAAAAACUGGAGAAAUGCGCACUGGCAAGCACUGCUUAUGUCCAACUCGCUACUCCCUUGGUACCAAACGCUGCGCCCUAUGUACUGUUCUACAUGGCCACUGACAACAAGUUUAAUCACAUACAUGUCAUUAAACGUUGGGCUCACACGAUCAAAACACUCCAAGCCAAUGGAAUUGCUGUCUUAGGCAUCGCUUCAGAUGGAGCCACACCUUUGCUAAGCGCCAUGAUCAACGUGACGAAGUUUACACCAGAAUCCUCACUGGGUGAAUUGUUUGCUAUUGCAUUUGACCAGUUGGUAAUCUGCUUCCAAGAUAGUCUACAUAUCUUGAACAAUAUCCGUCGCCGGCUGUUUAAACUGCCGGGA